Odocoileus virginianus texanus is the source of this 3681-nucleotide messenger RNA. Lineage: Eukaryota; Metazoa; Chordata; Mammalia; Artiodactyla; Cervidae. The record is from RefSeq and is a predicted model, not a curated record.
GAACUCCUAGGACUUCCGUCCAGGGAGAGUGAGGUUGCUGGUGUCUCUUCCGUGGGGCGGGCUUGUUAGUUCCGCGUCUUGGUAGCCUUUCCAAAUAUUCUGGAUCUAUGCAUGGGAUACUCAAUUACCUGGCAGUGGACUUAGGGGAAAAGAAUCCUCGGCGGAGAGUGCAGCGUGACCUCAGAAAGAACUAUAGGACGUAGGAGUGACUGCUGGGCUACUAACUGCAAAGCUCCACACUCUCAGAACUCGCUCAGACAAUUCUGACCUCCUAGAACCUGUAUAACUCAGGACUGUGCCCAUUCCUAGGCAUAGGAGGAAACAUGACCACAUUCAAGGAGGCAGUGACCUUCACGGAUGUGGCUGUGACCUUCACGGAGGAGGAGUUGGGGCUGCUGGACUUGGCCCAGAAGAAGCUGUACCAGGAUGUGAUGCUGGAGAACUUCCGGAAUCUGGUCUCAGUGGGGUGUUACCGCUUCAGAUAUCACAUAUUCCACUUAGAAGAGGAAAAAAGGCUUUGGGUGGUGAAGACAGCAACUCAAAGAGAAGGGAAGUCAGAAGAAAAGAUCCAAAGUGAGAUGGAGACUAUUUCAGAAGUAGGACCACAUGAAGAGCUUUCCUGCUGGCAGAUCUGGCAAUACAUUGCAAGUGACUUAACCAGGUGUCAAGACUCCAUGAUAGAACAUUUUGAAUUCCACCAACAUGACUCCCCUGGCCAGAAUAGGGCCAGACUAUCUGUAAUUCACACUGGCCAGACACCUCCUCAGUGUAAUGAAUGUACAAAAUCUUUUGGUGAUCUCUCCAACUUUGAUCUUCAUCAACAAAUACACUCAGGAGAGAAGUCUCAUACAUGUUGUGAGUGUGGAAAAAGCUUCUGUUACAGCUCAGCACUUCACAUUCAUCAGAGAGUUCACUCGGGAGAGAAACGCUAUAAGUGUGAUGAGUGUGGCAAGGAAUUCAGCCAGAGUUCACAGCUGCAAAUUCAUCAGAAAGUCCACACUGUAGAGAAGCCAUUCAGAUGUGAGCAAUGUGGGAAAGGCUUCAGUCGUAGAUCAACACUUACUGUUCAUUGUAAAUUACACACGGGAGAGAAACCUCACAAUUGUGACAAAUGUGGACGGGCCUUCAUUCAUGCUUCACAUCUUCAGGAACAUCAGAGAAUCCACAUUGGGGAGAAACCAUUCAAAUGUGAUAUAUGUGGUAACUUCCACCGGAGAUCAGCACUUAACAGUCAUUGUAUGGUUCACACUGGAGAGAAACUAAAAUGUGAGGAGUGUGGGAAGUGUUUCAUUUGUGGCUCAAAUCUGCAUAUCCACCAGAGGGUCCACACAGGAGAGAAACCUUAUAAAUGUGAGGAGUGUGGGAAAUGCUUCAUUCAACCUUCACAAUUUCAGGCCCAUCGGAGAAUUCACACGGGAGAGAAACCAUAUGUAUGUAAAGUGUGUGGUAAGGGCUUCAUUUACAGUUCAAGUUUUCAAGCCCAUCAGGGAGUCCACACAGGAGAGAAACCAUACAGAUGCGAUGAGUGUGGGAAGAACUUCAGGAUGAAAAUCCAUUAUCAAGUUCAUCUAGUCGUCCACACAGGAGAAAAACCCUAUAAAUGUAAGGUAUGUGGGAAAGGCUUUCGUCAGAGUUCAUAUCUUAAAAUCCAUCAGAAGGCCCACAGUGUAGAGAAACCCUACAAGUGCAAGGAGUGUGGGCAGGGCUUCAAUCAGAAUUCACGACUUCAGAUCCACCAGCUGAUCCAUACUGGUGAGAAACCAUACAAAUGUGAAGAGUGUGGGAAGGGAUUUAGUCGUAGAGCCGAUCUUAAAAUUCACUGCAGAAUCCACACUGGAGAGAAACCGUACAAUUGUGAGGAGUGUGGAAAAGUCUUUAGUCAAGCAUCUCAUCUUCUGACCCACCAGAGAGUCCACAGUGGAGAAAAGCCAUUCAAAUGUGAGGAAUGUAGCAAGAGCUUCAGUCGGAGUUCACACCUUCAAGCCCACCAAAAAGUCCACAUUGGAGAAAAGCCAUACAAAUGUGAGGAGUGUGGGAAGGGCUUUAAGUGGAGCCUGAACCUCGACAUGCAUCAGAGGGUCCACACGGGAGAGAAACCAUAUAAGUGUGGGGAGUGUGGGAAGCACUUCAGUCAGGCCUUAAGUCUUCAGCUUCAUCAGAGUGUCCACACUGGAGAGAAGCCCUACAGAUGUGAUGUGUGUAGUAAAGUCUUCAGUCGGUCUUCACAGCUUCAGUAUCACAGGCGAGUUCACACAGGGGAGAAACCUUACAGGUGUGACGUGUGUGGUAAGAGCUUCAGUUGGCGCUCCAAUCUUGUAAGUCAUCACAAAAUUCAUACUGGAGAAUAUGAAAGUGAUGAGAGUGGUAAGAACAUCAAGGAACUGUCAGAGGAAAGAAGUUCCACAAAAUGAUUGUUUCAAAAAACUCAUGUGCAACCCUGAGUUCUUGCAAGUGUCAAGUCUCAUAGGAGGGAAGGCAUUGGGUGUCGAACCAGUAGCUGGGCAUAUCCCAGUGUUCACCAGACCACACAGCAGAAACCUCCUUUGAGUGGUACAGUAAGGGUUGCAUUCAGAACUUUGACAUUUGUUAGAUACCACUUAGGGCGAUAGCACUUAAAGAGGAAGAGUUUGGUCUUGCCUUUAGUGAAAGUGUAAGGAUGGGCUUGUCAAAACUGAUGUCCAAGAGAAUGUGAGCUCCAUGAGGGCAGGGACUUGGAUGUUGAAUCUACACAACCUUAACAUCAACUCUUGCUUGUAGGUGUGCUCAGUUCAUGUAUGUUAAAUAAACCAAAAGGGGGAAAUGUACACUAUUUGAAAAUUGUUUCAGAGGAGGAAAGCUACCAAGUAAAAUUAAUUCAGGAAGUGAUCAUUCGUUGAAGUACAGAAAACCACUUGAUAUUAUAAUCUGCAGUAUUAAUAUGAUAUGAGCCUAUUGCAACUGGCUCCUUGCCUCCCACAGCCUCUGUUCUCAAGUAGGGUUAUUGUCUGAGGCCCUGUCUAGUUUUCCAAGGAUUGAGUCUAAUAUAAAAUUGAACUGUCUUUUGAUUUUUUUUCUGACAGUACAAACUGAAAAUGUUACUAACUUUGCAACAAUAGGUAACUGUACAAUUGAUUUUUUGUGAGUCACUCAAUGUUAAGGCAGGAUUUGCUGUAACAUUUUGAAAAUGUCACAAAAAUUGUCACUAGAAAAAAUUUUAUUGGUCGACCUUGAAGUUACUGAUUUCUAAUUCCUUUCAUUUUUAUCCAGACUUUGAAAUGUUUGCUUACUAAAUACUGUAGCUUUUCUUCUGUCAAAACUUGUCAGUUAGGGGCUAUGCCAUAUUCUUCACACACAUCCAUGAGGAAAAUACCCAGGAAACUUGUAGGAAUUUGACAAAAUUAUUAAAUGUAUUAUUGAGGCAAGACUGACAUUUAUGUCCUUUGACCUAUUGGUAGCAGUAAAGCAUGGUUUUGGGAAAGGAGUAGUUAUCAGUAUAUAGGUUAUACAUCUCUUUGAUCUAAAAAUCAUAUAAUUGAAUGCUUUUGAUUAUGAAGUUAAAAUAUGAGAAAGAUAAGCACUGCAUCAAUGAUGUCACUGAAGUUUUUUUAAUGGAAAUAAGUGUACAGCUAUAGGAAUUUGAGUUUUGCUAUAUUUGUAUAUUAAUCUGAAGACAUUAAAAUUCUGGCAAAUAUAAUGGCAAAA